Messenger RNA from Struthio camelus australis, 2027 nucleotides. NCBI's taxonomy places the organism in Eukaryota, Metazoa, Chordata, Aves, Struthioniformes, Struthionidae. The record is from RefSeq and is a predicted model, not a curated record.
AUGCUGAAGCGUAAAUCUAUUGACAAAUGUGUAGCAGUGCAGUCGCAGAGAUGCAGCAGAGGGGCUUGGGAUAAAAUACUUUCAGAUCCUCGAAUGGUAUCCGUUAAUUCCCCUCAGGGCAUUCUGAACUUGGGAACAAGCGAGAACAAACUUUGCUUCGAUUUAAUAGAGGAGAGACUCGCAAGACCUGACAUGAAUUACCUGGAGCCUGAGCUUUUCCACUAUUCCGAUACACAAGGUACUAAAAGCUUCAGAGAAGAAAUUGCCAAAUUUCUAACAGACUACGCUAGAGCUGCAGAAGCACUGAAUCCAGACCAUAUCACUGUUAUGAGCGGCUGUUGUGCUGUUUUUGCUACCCUGUCAACUGUAUUAUGUGACCCUGGUGAUGGCUAUCUUAUUCCAACUCCAUACUAUGGUGGUAUAAAUUCGAAAACAUGGCUAUACGGUGGAAUACAACCUGUUCACGUGCCCUUGUCUAGUGAGGUGACAGAUGAAGAAAGUCACCCUUUCCAGUUAACAGUUGAAAAACUGGAAGCUGCACUACAGAGAGCUAAAAAACAGGGUAUCCGAGUCAGAGCAUUAAUCCUGAUCAACCCUCACAAUCCGUUAGGGGACGUUUACCCAGCACAGUUACUGAAAGAGUGUUUGAAAUUUUAAAUACGAUAUGAAUUGCAUGUAAUCAUGGAUGAAAUAUACAUGCUGUCUGUGUAUGGUGACAGCACCUUCACCAGUGUUCUUAGCUUAGAGCGUGUACCAGAUCCAGAACGGACACAUUUUAUGUGGGGUUUUAGCAAGGAUUUUGGUAUGAGUGGUAUCAGAGUUGGAGUGCUGUAUACCAGAAAUCAUGAAAUUCGGAAAGCUGUGAAUCAGUUGGCUGUCUUCCAUGGCUGUCCUGGACCAGUUCAGCAUGUUCUCAGUCAAUUCAUUAGUGACAGAGAUUGGUUGGAUAACGUGUUUUUUCCCACCAACAAAAAGCGACUUAAAGAAGCACAGAAUAUUCUUGUGAAUGGACUUGCAGAUGUUGGAAUACCCGUGCUCAAAAGUUCAGGAGGACUAUAUGUGUGGGCAGACUUCAGAAAAUUCUUAAAAUCACAGACAUUUGAAGCUGAACUUGAAUUAUGGCAGAAGCUCCUCGAUGAAAAACUCCUCAUUAGUCCUGGAAAAGCUUUUUACUGUUACGAGCCUGGAUGGUUUAGACUGGUUUUCUCUGAUUCUGUCGAUAAGAUUUACCUGUGUAUUCAGAGACUGGAGCAAAUGCUGCAUGCUGGCGCGGCUGAACCAGCUGCAAACAACGCGUCUUCUACUGCAGAUGCUUUACGCACUCUAGAAGAAGGUUCUUCAGGCGACCCUUCAAACACACCAGGAGAUGAUGUCUCCCAGCUAAAAAAUAUACGUCUUUAUUAUAAUCAUAUAUGCACUUAAUGACACACUUUAGCAUGCUUAUGUUUACUAUGGGAGUGUAUGACCAGUAUUUUUGGCUGUAAUGAUGCGUAAGUCUCACUUUGCUGUGACCUGGCAUUACUAAAUUUGCAAGUGGGGCUGCUAAAAUUGAAUUUUAGGAAACUGGGCAUCAUGGAUAUUCUGACGUUAGCACCUGUUCAGCACAGUACUCUGUUUCACUCAACUUCAAGUGUACUAAGUGUCAGUAAAAUCAGUGUCUUAUAUGUAUGCUCGUACAGUUGUUGAAUUACGAAAUUUUGAACACUUUGGUAAAAAAAGUUGUGCAUAUUAUUAUAUAUUGCAGACUCUCUAUUUUAAUCAGAAGCCUGAAAGUACUGAUUUGCUGUUGAUAAUCAAAUUUUGCUAUUUUUUUUUUUAGCUGGCAAAAAGGUUUUAUGUAUUCGUGGGAUCUCUUUAAGCAGUUCGAACGUUACACGCAUCUUUCUGAAUAUGCAUACUAAGUGAGUACUUUCUAAGAAAGCAUUUAGCUGAUUGGCUUUCAUGAUCCCUUUCAGAUUUUUUUUUUGUCUGCCCAAAUUCACUGCAAAAUAUCAGCAGUUUGGACCAGUUUCAUACACUGAAUAUAA